CGUAAACAUUGAAUAGUGAAGUGAAUAAAUAAUAUACCAGUGAAUUUGAACAAAAUAAUAAACAGUGUAAUUAAUAAGUGAAUGAACCAAAAUUUUAUUUUGUUUAAAUACAAAUGUAUGUAGAAAAUGUUUCAAUUGCUGACUUUUUUGUUAGUGACUUUGGGUGUAAUUGCCGCGUAUGUUCCGAGAGGUUUGGAUAAUUGUAGGAGAGAUUUCAAUGGUGAUAAAGGAGCAACUGUGUGCCAUAUACGAACACUUGAAAACAAUGCAUCAAAUCUUGUAUCAGCACCUUCAGAAAGUACAAAGCGUUUAACAGUUGAGUGCAACCAACUACUACUUUUUGAAAGCUAUCUUGAAGCAAACUAUUUUCAAAGAUUUAUAACGUUAGAGGAACUAACGCUUGCAAACUGCAAACUUCUUCGUAUACCAGGCAACGCUUUUGAAGGAUUACGUGAACUGAAAAAGUUAUCGAUACGAUCUAAGAACUACGAUUGGAGCCCGAAUAAAAAUUUGGAACUUUCACUUGGAACUUUUAACGGUCUACGUGAACUACAGACUCUUGAUUUAGGACAAAAUAAUCUCAAAGUUAUACCAUCAGAUGUAUUUUGUGCGUUAGAUAAUUUACAAAUAUUAAAUGUUACUCAUAAUAAAAUAAAAAAUAUUGAUCGUUUAGGCUUUGGACAAAAUUGUGGUUCAGGGCUUAGAAGCUUAGAUAUUAGUCAUAAUGAAAUUAAAUCCUUAAGUGAGGAUUCGGAAAUUUCAAAUCUUCGGCGACUACAAGAACUCAAAUUACAGCAUAAUAAUAUAAGUGAUAUCUCUAGUGAAAUAUUUAAUGGACUAAUAUCAUUACGUAUUUUAAAUGUUUCCUAUAAUAAUCUGCAGUUAAUACCGGAGGGCACGUUCACCAACACGAAAGAGUUACGAGAAAUAUAUCUAAAUAAUAACCUGCUAUUUGAAUUAGCCAGAGGCGUUUUCCACCGAUUAGAACAGCUGCUUGUAUUAGAUUUAUCGAAUAAUCAACUCUCAAGCGCUCACAUCGAUGGCGGAACAUUUAUUGGUCUUAUACGCUUAGUCAUUCUGAAUUUAUCCAAUAACGCUUUGACAAGGAUAGAUGGUAAGACAUUUAAAGAUUUGUUCUUUCUUCAAAUAUUAGAUUUAAGAAAUAAUUCAAUUGGAUAUAUUGAAGAGAAUACAUUUUUACCAUUGUAUAAUUUGCAUACUUUAAAUUUAGCUGAAAAUCGAUUACAUACGAUUGACGAAUAUCUUUUCAAUGGACUAUUUGUUCUUAGUAAAUUAAAUUUAAAUAAUAACCUUUUAAUAACCAUUGAUACAAAGGCUUUUAAAAAUUGUUCUGAUUUGAAGGAGUUAGACUUGAGUUCCAAUCAAUUAAUAGAUGUUCCUAAGGCAAUUUGGGAGUUAUCGCUUUUGAAAACUUUAGAUAUAGGAGAAAAUCAAAUAUCAGAUAUAAAAAAUGGAUCUUUUAAAAAUUUAGAUCAAUUAACAGGCUUGAGACUAAUUGAUAAUCAGAUCGGAAACCUUAGUGUAGGUAUGUUUUGGGACUUACCGAGUCUUCAAGUAUUAAAUUUAGCAAAAAAUAAAAUACAGGCUGUGGAGAGAGGAAGCUUUCAAAGAAAUAAGCAAUUAGAAGCCAUACGAUUAGAUGGUAAUUUUAUAUCCGAUAUUAAUGGAGUGUUCUCGGCUGUUUUGAGUUUGCUUUGGCUCAACCUAUCAGAAAAUCACUUGGUUUGGUUCGACUAUGCGUUUAUACCGGGUAAUUUAAAAUGGUUAGAUAUUCACGGUAAUUUUAUCGAGCACCUAGGAAAUUACUAUAAAAUUCAAGAUGAAAUUCGAAUAAAAACAUUGGAUGUCAGUCAUAACCGUAUUGUAGAAAUAUCUCCGUUAGCAAUUCCAAAUAGUGUAGAACUGUUAUUUAUAAACAAUAACCACAUUAACAACAUCCAAGUAAAUACAUUUAUAGAGAAGCGCAAUCUCACCAGAGUUGAUAUUUACGCAAAUGAGAUAUCUCAUUUAGAUAUCAACAGCCUCCGGUUAUCGCCAGUCCCCUCGAAUAAGUCGUUGCCAGAGUUCUACAUAGGAGGAAAUCCGUUUGAUUGCGAUUGUUCAAUGGAGUGGUUGCCUUUAAUAAACAAUAUGACUGCCACGAGACAAUAUCCCAGAAUUAUGGAUCUUGAGAAUGUUUUAUGUAAAAUGACACAUACUAGAGGUGUUACACAUAUACCUUUAAGCAACUUAAAAUCAACAGAUUUCUUGUGCACAUAUGAAACCCAUUGUUUCACGCUAUGCCACUGUUGCGAUUAUGUCGCAUGCGAUUGCCAAAUGACUUGCCCCAAUAACUGUUCUUGUUACCACGAUCCGACUUGGCAUACGAAUGUAGUCGAUUGUUCCAGUCAAAGUGCUAUCGAAAUACCAGAAAAAAUUCCUAUGGAUGCAACCGAGGUAUAUUUAGAUGGGAAUGACUUUAAAGAAUUGCAAAAUUAUGCAUUCAUAGGCAGAAAAAAUAUGAGAUCGCUUUAUGUAAAUUCGAGUAAAGUUGAAAACUUACAUAAUAGAACAUUUGCUGGCUUAUCUUCACUCGUGAUAUUGCAUCUUGGUAAUAAUAAGCUUGAACAUUUAAAUGGGUACGAGUUCGAGCAUUUGACACAACUAAGUGAACUCUAUUUACAAGAUAAUUUCAUUAGUCAUAUUGUUAACACGACUUUUUCACAUCUGAUCUCUUUGAAAAUUUUAAGGAUAGAUGGAAACAGAUUAGUCGAAUUCUCCAUUUGGAGUUUAACAUUAAAUAAAAACUUAAACAGUCUUUCGAUCGGCAAUAAUAUGUGGUCUUGCAAAUGUAGAUAUUUGCAAAGAUUUACAGCUUUUAUAUCAGAAAAUGUCGCUAAAAUCACUGACAUUGCAGAUGUAUGGUGUGCGAAUAUAGGCAGCCCUUCAUCGCAAAGAAAAGAAUUGAACCUUAAUGGUACUAUAUGCAGUGACUAUUAUGCAAGUGAAUCUGGGAUUGAUAAUAUGAUAAUGUCUAACUAUUUACCUAUGAUGGUCACUUCAUUUACGGGAUUCAUGUUAAUCUUACUUUCUACACUUAUUGUUUUCUUAUUUAGAGACACGAUACGCAUAUGGCUCUAUACGAGUUGUGGCAUUCGAUUUUUUCCAUUUACCGGAGGCUAUGAUGAAACGGACAAAUUAUACGAUGCUUACGUAUGCUAUAGCCCUAAAGAUGAUGAUUUUGUCAUACAAACCCUCGCAGCCGAAUUGGAAAAUGGAAAUCCCUCGUAUCAUCUCUGCCUACAUUAUCGUGAUAUACCUCAACAUGGCGUAGCUUAUAUGCAAUAUACAUUACCGCUUCCAGAAGCGGCAGAAGCGUCCAAACGCAUACUUAUUGUCUUAACGAGAAAUUUCUUAGAAACCGAAUGGUCUCGCUAUGAAUUUAGACAAGCACUACACGAUAUACUUAAAACUAGAAUUUAUACAUUAGUUCUCAUUGAAGACAGUUCUGUCUUGAACGAAGCAGAAUGUGACCCCGAUUUGAGGCCAUAUUUAAAAACCGGUUUAAGAAUAAAAUGGGGUCAGAAAAAAUUUUGGGAGAAGUUACGCUAUGCAAUGCCUGACCGGCGAUACAAAUCUAAAUCGUCUAGCUUUAGAAAUAAUAUCAACUCAUAUACAAUGAGAAGCGGUGUCCAAAACGGUACAAUGAGAUCGUUUUCUUUUACUGAUAAAAUGAGAGGGUCUGGCGAUACCGUGAAUGCUACUCCUGAAUGUAUAGAAGGUCGUCCUCAACAUCCACAGCCUUUGUAUGGAUCAGAUGGUAGACCACCAUCAGAUCAUAUUUAUUCAUCCAUCGACUCAGAUUACUCAUCAUUAGAAUUAGGUGGAAGUAAUCCCAAUCGUAGGCGAGAGUUCAGGCACUGGCCGCCUCCUCCUAUAAUUGAUACACAGCAUUCAGGUCAAGCUUACCUUGUCUAGUCUACGCUUCUUAAUGUUAAUAUUAAAAUCAUAUAAACGAAGCUUCUUGUGUAAAUUGUUAUAAUUGCAUCGCGCUUUACCAAAUAAUUAAGAUUUUAAUCUAUUUUUGUAAUUCCUAGCCAUUAAAGUGGACUUUGAUUUCGUGAAGUUGGUGUAAAUAAAUUCUAUAAGACUGCUGUAGAAUAUGUGAAUUAUGUAAAUAAUGUGUAAAUAGAUGUCCAUAUUAAGUCACAGUAUACCUAUUUAUAUACUUUAAUAAAGCCA
This is a messenger RNA of Vanessa atalanta (red admiral), 4242 nucleotides long. Its product is annotated as toll-like receptor 7. Bases 127 to 3978 code for a protein of 1283 amino acids. The record is from RefSeq and is a predicted model, not a curated record. Gene Ontology annotation, biological process: signal transduction. The transcript has a single exon. Lineage: Eukaryota; Metazoa; Arthropoda; Insecta; Lepidoptera; Nymphalidae. Gene Ontology annotation, molecular function: protein binding.